Messenger RNA from Eurytemora carolleeae, 4445 nucleotides. RefSeq lists its product as uncharacterized. The transcript has 9 exons. The record is from RefSeq and is a predicted model, not a curated record. Gene Ontology annotation, cellular component: plasma membrane. Lineage: Eukaryota; Metazoa; Arthropoda; Copepoda; Calanoida; Temoridae. The coding region runs from base 301 to 4293 and encodes 1330 amino acids. Gene Ontology annotation, biological process: apoptotic process involved in development; engulfment of apoptotic cell; phosphatidylserine exposure on apoptotic cell surface.
GCGGAUUUUUAUUUUUUGCAAAGAUUAUUUUUGUUGUUUAAAAUACAAGAAAAGACGCUCUAACUCUGCGCGAAUCCCACUCCUUUAAAUUUGCAAAAAGUUUGCAAUGAAUGUUCAGUGUUUCUGCCAAUGUGUGGGUUUCUCCUCUAAACAUAAAUAGGAGUUUGGAAUUUAUAGUUCUCAAACCCAGGAUCAAUUAUAUUUUCAAAUUGAAAAUUUCAAAUGGACUGUUCUCGAAAUUUGAAGUGAUCUUCCAUUUCUAGAGGAGCAUUCACGAUUUUAUCCUUUAUAUGAUAAAUAAUGUGGAAGAUAUUAUUGUUUUUCUUACUUGAAAAGUGGUCAAUUCUAACAAUUUCCUCCAUUGUUUCAGAAGCAGAAACCCGCAAGUCACAGUUUAGAGAAAACACAAAUAUUAUUCUGAGUAUCACAUUCUUCCUGGAUGGCCAUCCACAGUUCUGUGCUGCCACCCUAGUUCUUAUGCUGGUGCCCAACGCCAUAGUUCAAAUAUUCUCCGCUAGAUGGAACCAGUUGGACGAAUAUUCAUCAAAACCUAUAACAUGCAUUCAUGGCAUGCUGCUGGGAACCCUCCAUAGGUAUUACCGUGUGCUGACCCUGGGUCUUGUUGCCCGUAGUUCGGAUGAUGAGGUCGAUUAUCAGAGAUAUUAUCAACAAUGGUCAGAUAUAUGUAUGCUUAGGUUAUUUGAUUCGUUUAUGGAGUCUGCCCCACAGCUAGUAUUUCAACUGUACGUCCUAAUCGAGGUCUCUGAUUGGUCAACAUUUAAUGUGACUUGGACCUGUGUAUCGGCAGUAGCCAGCAUGGUCAGCUUGGGUUGGGGGGUUGCAGCCUACAGCCAGGCCCUCAGUGCCGGGCCAACCUCGGUCAACAACUUAACAGCAGUUUGUUCAGUUUACAUACGGACUAAGAAGGCAAAAAGGGACGGAGCUCACUGGUUAUUGAUGACGGGCUGGGUGAUCUGGCAGAACACAGACUUCUGCACAAACAAGAUGGAGGAGAGGUUGUACAACGCCGUGGUUGGGGUCAUCUACUGCUUCUGCUUCUUCAAUCUCAAGGAGGGCAGGUCCAGGUACCGAAUGAUCUGCUUCUACCUGAUAAUGUUCCUAGAGAACACCGCCUUCCUGGCGGCCUACUACUGGUGCUCCCACCACACCCCCGGGAUACCGGUCACCUGGUUCAGCCUCGGGGCAUUGGUUAUCGUCCUCGGAGGGACAGCAGUCGGACUUAUCAGCCUCGCUUUGUAUUACAGAUACUUUCAUCCUGCUGGACCCAUUUAUCCAUGUGGAGGAAACCCUAGGGAGAAACCUGACCUUGAGAAGGCAGUUUCAGUCCAGAGUCCUGAUUUUACGAUCAAGGACGCGACUUAUCUGGAUGAGAAGGACGGAUCUCUCUCCAGGUCCCUGGAAGAACAAGACAGAUCCAAGAAGAGUUUAAAACACUCCCGCUCCUUUAAGUACUCUACUCAGACUAAAGUUAUGGUGCGAGGAGGUAAAAACUCUCCGGUAGUACUGAGCGCCCUAGAUCUUAUCAAUUCAUCCAACGGAUCCAACGGGCCAUCUUCUCCGACUGAGGAAUGUAAAAUCUCCGAGAGGCUUGACUCCGCUUACGGAACGGAUUCAAACCGAACUGCAUCCAGAAACACAGAAUCCAGUCAUACCUUUCCUCUUGUGGAGAAAUCUCCAACCGAGAGCUAUGCAGUUGCAAACCAGAACAACUCCGGGUCCACUUUACACCAGGAUAGGUCCAGCUCCUCUCUACACAACUGCUCUGUUUCCUCCGCUGCCUUUAACAAUGAAACCUAUAUGUCUAUUGACGGAUCUAGUCAGCACGCAGAUCAGUCCUACAUGUCUCUCUCCUCCCCCACCCUAACACAGGGAGCUCAGAACCAAAACAAUACCUAUCAAUCCGUCCAUCCUAUGUCCGACACCUCCCUGAGAUCGGAACAAAACACUAGUCAAGGUUCUCAGACCUCACGUAUUACCGUAAUAGAUAACACCGCCUCAACACCGAAGCGUCCUCAGAAAGAUUUAUUAAAACGAUCUCCCGUACUCAGGGAUAUAACGGAGGGGUUUACUCCCAUCCCUCCAGUAUCAAGGAAGGAUGAGUCCGACCUAAGUGAUGAUAAGGAGAAGGGUAAGGAAAGAUUGCACGCUCCUCUCACCAUUAUCAUUCCUAAUAUCAGCAAUCAGGCAGUGACUAAAAGUAACUCUAGUUCUCCAGAUCAAUGGUCUGAUAAAACUAUAUCCCUGGAUAUUCUCAACCCCGGAGCUAAUUCCAAGGAUUUAUCAUCCUUCUCCAACCAUGAUUAUGAGAACCUAGCUCUAGUGAAUAUAAACCGUGCUCCUAUAGAUGCUCAGCACUGGAGAACCUACAGUGAUAUGGCAAACAGUAGACAUGAUGAGAGUACUAAAUAUGAGAGAAAUAAACUUAAUUUUACCUCCAGCUCGGACUACAGUAACUACAGUACCCUCGCUUUCUGUGAUAUCUACCCCCUGAGUAAAGCCAUGAAAGACCAACUCUACCGAUCUCUAACCCCUGUUUCCACCACGGCAACUAUGGCGUCUAGUCUGGAUACAUCUGACUCCAACCAUACCUACGAACCUAUAGAGACCGCCCAAGAGAUGUCUCGAAACGUCCACUCCGCCCCGCUCACGCUCAUUCAUCAUGAUGGGCGGAAGGUUACGGCGAAUAGGAUCGUAUCCUUAGAGACGCUUCGUGAAACCUUGCAUCAACAUGAAUCCGUACCAUUUGAUGACCCGGAGAGCCGGGGGGAUUUAUACAUCCUUGCUCCGAUGAGACUUUUAACUCCGGUCCUUGAGGAAUCAGAUUCAGAUCUGACAAGAUCAAAACUCUACCAAUCCCUCGCCAGUAUGAGUACAAAUAGUCAAAUGUACUCAGACAUGGAUACCUCCAUCAUGUCGAUCAUCUCGGAGGUGCUAAACGUCAGGUCGGAGCAAAGAUCUCAACGAACCCUGAUAUCCGACCGAUCCCAACCCAAACUCCCUCCGAUCGAGGAGGAUAGUUUAGAUACCUGCUCCCUGCUCCACACUAUAGAGGAGAUAAGGAACAGCUCUCUAUGCAACCUGUAUUACUCCUCUAGCUCCGACCUAAGCAAACCAACCGUUCCUCUUGUUCCUCCGCGGAACACCCUAGGGUACGAAUCCUUGAUCAAGGAGAACCAGGAGAGUAAAUCUGGGAGCAAGGUUGUAUUACCAGAAUCUGAAGAUCUCAACAAUACAAUUAAAUCUGUUCACUCAAAUACGCUAGUUGUAACUCCACCAACAGUCAGAGCACAGAAAUCUAAACCCACCCCGCUUAAUGUGAAGGUAGGGGUGAGAAAAAAUAUUCUGAACCUUGUAGGAAGUACAAACGAUAUUUUGAACACCCCCAAGAGAGUUAAACUGCUCGGAUCGGAGAAACUGACUCUCCCGACGGAGUCGAACCUUCUCUCCGACUCACUGGUGAGCGAGAAGAACGAGUUCAAAUCACUCAUGCCCCAUCUCACCACUCAGGGGGUCAAGUUCCUUAGUAAAGUUAAAGCGACCUCUGGAACAGAGAGUGACCUUGAGACCUCCAACUCCACCAUCCUCUCUUCCAGAUUCAACCCGGACUUUAGUACCUUCACAGCCACCCCCUCUCCUAAACCUUUUGUCAGAAACGUGGGAAACAAUAUCCUCCCAAAGCGGAAAUUUUCCGUCCCCCACCAGCGGUUCGAAUCCGCAGACGAUAAUAGUGACUACAAGUACGGAUUUAUGCCGGAGAAUCCGGACGCAAAAUACGGAUUCGGAGUUUUUGGAACAGAGAAUUACAAUCUUGUAGAGACGGCAAAGCUGUGUAACAGCUCCCUACGAGAGUCAGGACGGAGUCAAUGCGUCCCUGCUCCGGUUAGUGCUAAUUCUUACAGUCUCUCCGUCCUAAACCGAGGAGAUAAAGAUUUUAAACUUCAUCCCGAUGAACAAUACGCAAACUUUCAUCGAAACUGGGUCUCAACUUCCCUUCAUAAACAGUCAGGAAAACAGGGAAUCGGCGGCCGUACGGACACAAAUCGUCGAUCCAUGUCAAUACUGGACGAUUACGAAGAAAAGGAGAAUAUCGGACCGGACCGGCCGGCACCUCCACCAAAACGUCGGCCGUUAGCCACCGUUAAUAAAACUAGUCCCAUGAAAAUUUUAGGGAACAAUGUACGGUUGCCAGACACACGUGUUUAUAGACUAAACCCUGAAAGAACAGCCCUGUCUCCGAAACCCAAAUUAUUUCGAAAAAGAUGUGAUACAUAAAAUACACGAUUUUUAAACUUAAUAAUUAUGACAUUAUACAUCCCUGUAUAUACACUACGUGUACCUUAUAAACAGUUAUUGUUAAAUUAGAUUUUUGUUAUUCUAGCUUUUAAAUAAAUAAUUAGUUGAUAUAUAUUAUAUCUAAAACUAAA